AUGUCACUGUAAAGAGAAAAUACAUUAAUUAAGGAAAAUAGGUUAAAACGGAUUCAAAAGCUAUUCGUCGCGCGUAGUUUGGCUAUGAAUGAACCAUAAACUCAAAGUGACAGAAAUAUUUUCUAAGAAAUCAAUGAUGAGUUCAAUAUUGAUAAAGGGCCAAAGUAUAAUGAAAAGGGUGAAAUCAUUAAGCAUUCAAUAAUAGGAAAACCUGAUUGGUUCAAUAAAACUAAGUAUGGGAAAAAAUAGACUUAAUUUGAUGAAUUCAAUCUUCGAUAACUCCCACAAAAAUCAUAAACUCGAAUUGAUUAAGAUUAAAGAUCUAUGGCCAAAAGUGAUAUAAAAAGUUUAUAAAAAGGUGGAGGUUCUGGAAAAUUCAAAAAGGACAAGAGAGAUUAGUUAACUACCAAAACUCAGUUACUUGAAGAAUUGGAAAAGAUUAAAGACAGAAUUGAAUUGAAUAAAGAAAUAGAGCAAAGAAAACUCAAGUAACUAUUUAAUUCUAAGUUUAGGGAACUGUAACUUGUUGUGAGAUGCAAUGCUACAAAGUAGGAAAGAGUAAUGGAUAAACAUACUAGGAUGGAAUAAUACUGGAAUGAUUUCACUUACAAAUAAGCAAAUCAAUUAGGUAGAUUUCCUUCUGAUUGUCAAUUGAUUUAAGCUGAAAAUUAUAGAACAAGAUUAGAAGCUGCUGCAGCAUUUGAUGCUCUCAAAACAGACUAUGAAAGAUUUGGACCAAGAGUUUGGUAAAUGACUCUAAGAAAACCUGAUUAAUCAAAUGAAAUGUUACUUAAAUUAAAGGAUACAUAAAUGAUUGUAGAAAAUGAAAUAAAGUAUGACUUUAUAGUGGUAAUUAAUAUUCAAGAUAUUUAGGGAUCUGAUUUGCCAAAUGCUUUUACAGAAUCAUCUGUGUGUGGACAUAAGGGUGGCAUAGAAUAUUAUAGAAAACCCAAUUUUCUGCCUGAUAGCAGUCAAUUAACAUUCUCUAGUCGAUUCAGAAAAUCAACAGACUCAGAAAUGAAUUAAAGUUCUUUACCUUUUAAGAGUUUUAGAAGUGAAGAAUAUUUGAUGAAAAAAAUAGAAAAACAAAAAAGUUAAUUCAAUUAAUCACAUAUGUUGUCAAUCGAUAAGACUGAUGGAUAUGAUUAAUUAAUAAUAUUGGGAAAGAAUUAGUAUGAAAUAGAAAAAUAAAUGUUGCUACAUGAUGGAACAGAUAAUACAGGAGUAUAUCGUAAGAACAUCGAAAAAAUACCUGAAGAAUUAACUAAGGAAUAAAUUUAUGAGUAGAAUUUCACUGGAACAUAGAGAUUAAUUCUGCCAUAGAUUUAUAAGACAUAAAUGUCAAGAAUUAAAAGGCAAGGAUCUGCCACCAGUAAAAGCUAGGACUCAAGGAGCAGUCAGGAUUUUCAAACAGAAAAUUAAACAGUUAUAUAAUGA
This is a messenger RNA of Paramecium octaurelia, 1437 nucleotides long. The record is from the annotation of a GenBank genome assembly. NCBI's taxonomy places the organism in Eukaryota, Ciliophora, Oligohymenophorea, Peniculida, Parameciidae.